AAAUUUCUCCAGUUCCUGGCAUCUAGGAACACCCUGUUUAACCUCAGCAACUUCCUGGACAAAACUGGCUCUCACGGCUACGACUCGUCCACGUUUAUCAGACGCUACAGCCGCUAUCUCAACGAGAAGGCCUUCGCCUACAGACAGAUGUCUUUUGACUUUAAUCGAGUCAAGAAAGGAGCCGAAGGAGCCAUGAGGACCAUGACAGUGGAGAAGCUGUUGAAAGGAAUGCCAAUCCUGCAGAGUCAGAUCGAUGCGCUGCUGGAUUUUGAUGUGCAUCCUCCAGACCUGAACAACGGAGUGAUAAACGCCUGCUUUCUCAUGCUCUUCAAAGAUCUUAUCAAGUUGUAUGCCUGCUACAAUGACGGCAUCAUCAACCUGCUAGAGAAAUUUUUCCAGAUGAAGAGAAGCCAGUGUAAAGACGGGCUUGAGAUCUACAAGAGAUUCCUGACGAGAAUGACUCGAGUUUCUGAAUUCUUUAAAAUCGCAGAGCAAGUGGGAAUAGACAAAAAUGACAUUCCUGAGCUCACUCAGGCCCCAGAAAGUCUUCUGGAGUCUUUGGAGACGCAUCUCAACACUCUGGAGGGGAAGAAGCUAGAAGACAAGUCACCUACAAAGGACGCCACAGCCAACAACAGCUCUCCAGCUGCCGCUGCAGCUCCAGCCAAGCCUGCGCCUCCCGCUGUGCCUCCAGCUCGCCCAGGGCCGCCGGCCAAGCCCCCUCCGCCCUCCAUCCCUCCCACCGCCCCUGCCCGUGCCUCCACCACCACCACCACCACCACCAGCAGCAACGCUCUCGAUGAUGGGUUCCUGUUGGAUCUCGACCCCAUGUCCUCUUCAGCAGGGGGGGCUCCAGCAGCCUCCUCCACCACUGGAUGGGGAGAUCUCUUAGCAGGCGCAGCUCCAGCUGCUGCUGACCGAGCCUCUGAAUCCGUCAAGGCUGACAGAGACUCUGCUGCCGCUGCCCCUGCCGCUGCCCCUGCCGCUGCCCCUGCCGCUGCCCCCCCGGCUGCUGCACCCACCACUGCCGCUGCUCCUGCAGCUGUACCGGCACCCACGCCGGCACCCACCUCACUGCCCGUCUCGGCUCCUGUUGCCUCCACAGCCACAGACAUCGACCUUUUUGGAGAUGCGUUUGCACCCUCCCCAGGAGAUGGUCCUGCCGCUGUGGUCACGGGUCCUGCUGCUGAUGCGUUUGGUGGUUCUGACCCAUUCGCUACGACAGAGGGAAGUACAGAUAUUGCUCCAGAGCUGGACCUGUUUGCUAUGAGGCCUUCCAACACGGAGGCCAAUACCGCCACCACUCCUCCCACCUCUAGCGAGGCGCCGACCACCAUCGCUCCCAUCGCUGCUCCCUCUGCCCCUGCCCCUCCUUCCACCACUACUACCACAGCCGCCACUGACACCACCACCACAGAGUCUGCAGCCGUCCCGACUCUAGAUAUCUUUGGUGAUAUGUUUGAUUCUAUGCCUGAGCAAAGCCCCACCACAGAAUCCAAAGCUGCUACCACUCCUAGCGUAGACCUUUUUGGUGCAGAUACGUUUUCAUCUCCUGCUCCCACUUCUGCCCCAGCUUCUCCUCCAGCACCAGAGGCCUCGUCUCCACCAGAGCCAGAACCAAAACCAAAGCCAGUCAUCGACCUGCUGGACUCCUUCAGUGGCCCUGUGCAGACGACUCAGACUUCUGCUCCUGGGGGGCCAGGAGACGACCUUCUGGGAGGCCUGAUCUCCCCCACGCUUGCUCCCAGCGCUGCCCCGGCCCUGGCUCCGGCCUUGGCUCCGAUGCAGAACAACCUCCUGGAGACGGGUUUUGAUGCUUUGGGCUCCAUUUCAACACCACCGGCCUCUGCGGUUCCUGGAGCUCCAGCUUCAGCAGCAGAACCUGCAUCCUCCACACCAGCACCCUCUGGUGGCUUUGAUGCCUCGAUGUUUGAUGGAUUAGGCGACUUGCUGAUGCCCGCUGUAACGCCUCAGAGCACCGGGGGCAGCACAUCUGGAAGCACAGCUGGCAGCAUGGGAACUCCAGUCGCAACUGGAGGGAUAUCACUCAUCCCCCCCGCCACUCCGCCUCCCACCAAAACCAUCGGGGGAGAUCUGGACUCGUCCCUGGCCAAUCUGGUUGGAGAUCUGGGAAUGAAGAAAAAGGACCCACUCAGUGAGAAGAAGCUGACAGGAGGAGCCAACUGGACCCCACAGGUGGCCCCUACAAGCUGGGGCACUCCUGGAGCCACCAUGGCCCCUGCAGCCCCUGGAGCCCCUGGAGCUCCAGGACCAGCUCCGCCCAGCGCAGCUUUGCUUCCACCAAUGGGUGCACAGCCUGGCUUCGGCAUGCCUCCUGCAGGAGGGCCGGGAGCACCAAUGAUGCCACCCAUGAUGGGACAGCCUUUGAUGGGGCAGCCAAUGAUGAGGCCUCCCUUCAUUGGGGUGGCUGGAGCUGCUGCACCCGGAGCACCGAUUUCUCCAGGACCUGCAGGUCAAAGUCCCAAAAAGCCCAAGGACCCUCUGGCAGAUCUCAACCUCAAGGACUUCUUAUAAUGGCCCAGCUGCGUACCUCUCUGGGUCGGAGCCUGCUCAACUCUUGCCUGGUGUUCGUCAACAUCUCAGGAUGCCAGCGACGUUCAGCUGACCUUCUCUGCCCCCCGCCCUCCCUCCUGUAUGAUGUUGUAGCACAAACUGUGAACGUGAACCAUAAUAGAUUAUAAACUAAUAUAUGAAAGAAAAAAAUCCAUGCCUGUGCUUAUGUCAUGUACUAACCUUUUUUUUGUUGUUGUUGUUUGUUUGAACAAAAUCACACAAAAACAGACAAAAAAAUAUCCAGAAAGGAGAGAGAAAGUGACAGAAUAUGUGUUUAGAUUCAUUUAUUGUGCUGAGUUGAAUGAUUGAUGUGCUUUGGUGUCCUAAGCCCCGCCCACAUCCCCUCAUCUUCGUCUCUGUCUCCUGAUGGGGGACGAGCUCUUCUUCGUCCUUAUCGGACGAGAGCGGUAUAAAAACGGUAGAUUUUUUUCGGAGACUUUGCGUGGUGUUUACAGAAGUUCUCUUCAAUGUACAUAGAUUUAUUUCUCUGGCGACGGUUCGACGUCUCAACUCUGUAUGUCUGUUGAAAGGAAAUAUAAAUGUGACUCAGACAUGAAAUUGUAAGAAGUUGUGUGAGUAUCCUUCUAUUUCUCGUCAUCUUUGAAGUUAUCUGGGGAAAAAAAAAGUGUGUUUAGGAUCAACCUCUGUGGGCAUCUUUGAGUCAUAAAAACAAGUGGUCCUUCUUUGUUUGUCUCCUUUAUUAUUUUCUUGAUGCGUCUCGUUUUGUUAUUUGGAACAAAUGUUGUUGUUUUUUUUCAGAAUAUUCCUCAAUACUUCUGGUGAUUUUCACAACGAUGGCAGCAAAGAGUAAAACUUGAUUCUUACUGCCCUUUCAGAAUCAAAGUCUUAUUAAAGGGUUAUUUGACAUAAAUCAGUGUAAGCGUAACUUAGUGCUGACUUAGUGACUCCUACAGUAGUUUGGUUUAUAACUCCACGCUCAAACUGGCACUUUUUGGAUUCAGAUUUGAUUGUGACGCUUAAAAUCCAAAUUAAAUGAAAGCACUUGAGUAAAACUAAACGACAGAUUUUAACUCCAACCAACCGUUUCUAUUUAAUCAAACAACGUUCUGUUUACUCACCACUUUAAGAUGCUCGUAUGUGGUGGUGUAGAUCAACAGAGGCAACAUGAAGUCCCGGCGUGCUGCUGCGUACUAUCAUCGAGAUUGUAACGAUGUGACCGUGGAAAAAUAUAGCAAUGUUUUAGUUGAUGAAGAGCAGCCAUUUUUAAAACAUGGGAAAAAUGUUAAAUUGUAUUUUCUGACUAUGAAAUAUUGUUUCAACAACAAAACCUAAAUGAAUCUUCUGGCCAUUUUAAAGGAGAAUUCUGUGGAUAUGUUAUGGAUAAUAAAUAUCUUGCCUGCUGCAGAUAGCUCUUUAAAUGACCUCAGCUUGGAGAAAUAAAGUUGACAUCCAACAGUCAAUGGCUAAAACCAAAGUUUGUUGCUGAUGAACAUAAACUUCAUUUCUCCAAACAGACGUAGUUCAAAGAGUUACUUACCUACAACAAGUAAGAUAUUUAUUCUUUAUAGCUUUUCCACAGAAGCCCCAUCUCACAAGGGCAGGAAUAUCUCCUUAAGUUGGAGUCUUUGCUAGUUUAACGCUCGUACUUUGUAAGGCGUGUGCCUCUGAAGGUGCUCAGUGCUUGGUUCUGCAGAAAUAUGAACCAGAAGACCGGGGUGUUUGAUAAAACUGAACAAAAGUCAGAUUUGAAUUGUGUUGAUUUCUUUCUUUUGUUGUGACGUUUGGUUUGUUGUCAGUAGACUGUGCAGCCACCUGGGAGAAAUUUGUGGACCAACCCACCGAGGAUCAACCCUUCAGCCAUAAAAUUGUUCCACAAAUACGUCUUUUGGCAAACCCUUUCCUUCCUGAUGGACCUUACUGUCAUGGACUCACGAUGUUCUGGGUCUUGGUGUAAAUUCGGACCAUGUCUCCUCUCUGUGCUGUAAACUGCGGACAGUGAUAAAUCUGUGUUUCCUGUCAUGUUUGUGAGAGUAAAUAACGAGAGAUUAUUAACAUUUUUCAUGACUGAGAACUUCAAACUGUAUUUGUCUUUAGUUGUACAUUGAUUUUAUUUACAGUGGCUCUUCUCAGUGCAUGUAAGCCCUUUGAGAUGCAAUAAAUUGGAUGACGGACAAA
Molecule: messenger RNA, 4710 nt
Organism: Nematolebias whitei (Rio pearlfish)
Lineage: Eukaryota; Metazoa; Chordata; Actinopteri; Cyprinodontiformes; Rivulidae
Gene: snap91a
Product: synaptosome associated protein 91a
Biological process (GO): clathrin-dependent endocytosis; clathrin coat assembly; synaptic vesicle budding from presynaptic endocytic zone membrane
Cellular component (GO): clathrin-coated vesicle; clathrin-coated pit; extrinsic component of presynaptic endocytic zone membrane
Molecular function (GO): clathrin heavy chain binding; SNARE binding; 1-phosphatidylinositol binding
Source: RefSeq, a predicted model, not a curated record